Podospora bellae-mahoneyi is the source of this 576-nucleotide messenger RNA. RefSeq lists its product as uncharacterized. The transcript is spliced from 4 exons. Lineage: Eukaryota; Fungi; Ascomycota; Sordariomycetes; Sordariales; Podosporaceae. Bases 1 to 576 code for a protein of 191 amino acids. The record is from RefSeq and is a predicted model, not a curated record.
AUGCGGAGAAUAGGUGAUACCCUGUGGGUGUUGGAAGAGCUAGAUAUCCCAUUUGUUUGCAGAAAGAAGGCUUCCGAGGAGCGGAAUGUCGUGACGCUUGUAACAGCCUCCUUGCUCAUCACCGGGGCGCCAGGACCGAUGUUGGCCAUUCACGCAUCCACCUCUACCGCAACCUCCCAAUACCCUUCCUACCGGAAAAUAGAUGACCUGGUACUAAAUGUAUACGACUGGGACAACGGGGGUCCGAAGGGCACGUUUGGGUUCACGUCUUACUCCUCGGCGACGAACAGAACGGUGGAGUGUCUGGCGCAGGACGUGGCCCUAGCAAAACAGCAGUGGUCCCAAUGCAGCGACCCUGGGGUUGAGUUUCAAUUUGACUUCGAUGAUAGGAGCUUGAGUUUGAGGGAAACGUGGACGUGUUCGGGGUCUCCAGGAAUUACGUUCAAUGCCAAUGCGACGGGACUCAUGAUAUUGCACGGCUGUCUGGACAGUGACACGGAGAAAGCGGUUGAGUCGGAUUACCAUGUGAUGAAGUUUGACAUGGCGGCUGAUGUAACAUCAUCAGGGAUGGCAUAG